CCACCCCGUGCCCAAUGUAGCGGGGGCGGGCGGAGGGCGGAGCUGCUGCAAGAUCUAGUCAGACAGGUGGAGCCGCCAGGGCAGGAGUCUCAAAGAGCCAGGCUCCUGGUGUGGAAGAGAGGAGAGCUUGCCUGAGAGAGGAGGGGAGGAGAGAGGCUGGAGGUGAGAGCCCGGGAAGAAGGCUGGAGGAGGCUGGAGAGUCCUUAGCCAGGAUGGAGGCUGUUGUGAACGUGUACCAGGAAUUAAUGAAGCAUGCGGAUCCCCGGAUCCAGAACUACCCUCUCAUGGGGUCCCCCUUGCUAAUAACAUCCAUUCUUCUGACCUAUGUGUACUUUGUGCUAUCACUUGGGCCUCGAAUCAUGGCUAAUCGGAAGCCCUUCCAACUUCGUGGCUUCAUGGUUGUCUACAAUUUCUCACUGGUGACACUCUCCCUCUACAUUGUCUAUGAGUUCCUGAUGUCUGGUUGGCUGAGUACCUAUACCUGGCGCUGUGACCCAGUAGACUUUUCCAAUAGCCCCGAGGCACUUCGGAUGGUUCGAGUGGCCUGGCUCUUCAUGCUUUCCAAGGUCAUCGAGCUGAUGGACACAGUGAUAUUUAUUCUCCGGAAGAAAGAUGGACAGGUGACCUUCCUACAUGUCUUCCAUCACUCGGUGCUCCCCUGGAGUUGGUGGUGGGGCAUAAAGGUGGCUCCAGGAGGGAUGGGCUCUUUCCACGCCAUGAUAAACUCCUGUGUACAUGUCGUCAUGUACCUGUACUAUGGGCUGUCUGCCCUUGGCCCUGUGGCUCAGCCCUACCUUUGGUGGAAGAAACAUAUGACAGCCAUACAGCUGAUCCAGUUUGUCCUGGUUUCACUGCACAUCAGCCAAUACUACUUCAUGCCCAGCUGCAGCUACCAGUACCCUAUCAUUAUCCACCUCAUAUGGAUGUACGGCACCAUCUUCUUCAUGCUCUUCUCCAAUUUCUGGUAUCACUCUUACACCAAAGGAAAGCGGCUGCCCCGUGCAGUGCAGGAGAACGGAGCUCCAGCUUCUACCAAGGUCAAGGCCAACUGAGGAGCAUGGCCUCAUCCCCACCUAAGUGCCUCAGGACUGCACCUUGGGCAGCAGCUACCAGUGUCCUCUCCACCUACACCUAUGACCAGGGCUCUCAUGGUCAGGACUAAGUAGGAGGACUGGCUCUCCCCUCCCCACAGCAGGUCUACAGGGACCACUGCUUCUAUUCCUUCUCCCAGCCAGCUCCAGGGAUGUGGCCUCACUGCUGUCCGCCACCAGAACUGGAGGCUGAAGGGCUGGACACUCACCUCCCCCUCCCUGCCUUAAACUUGGGAGAGGAACACUCAGGGCUGGCCCCAACCAGGGUCUUGUGGCCUUUCUCCUCACAUUGAAGAGGUCAGCAAUAAUCUGUCACUAUGGACUCAGGCUCCCUUUUUCACUACACACUGAAGCACGAGCUUCUGGGCCAAAGGUCAGGAUGGGCAGCGGGCCUGGAAAUACAGGCUGUGUACUCACUUAUGUCUUAAUUAAAGUGACAGAGGAAACCACUGAGAUUGUGUGUGUAUAAGUG
Messenger RNA from Acomys russatus (golden spiny mouse), 1563 nucleotides. It is a transcript of the gene Elovl1, whose product is annotated as ELOVL fatty acid elongase 1. Gene Ontology annotation, cellular component: endoplasmic reticulum; endoplasmic reticulum membrane. NCBI's taxonomy places the organism in Eukaryota, Metazoa, Chordata, Mammalia, Rodentia, Muridae. The record is from RefSeq and is a predicted model, not a curated record. Gene Ontology annotation, molecular function: fatty acid elongase activity. The transcript has 8 exons. Gene Ontology annotation, biological process: fatty acid elongation, polyunsaturated fatty acid; fatty acid elongation, saturated fatty acid; sphingolipid biosynthetic process. The coding region runs from base 213 to 1052 and encodes 279 amino acids.